Messenger RNA from Anopheles maculipalpis, 5087 nucleotides. RefSeq names its product TP53-binding protein 1-like. Gene Ontology annotation, cellular component: nucleus. Gene Ontology annotation, biological process: DNA damage checkpoint signaling; positive regulation of transcription by RNA polymerase II. Lineage: Eukaryota; Metazoa; Arthropoda; Insecta; Diptera; Culicidae. The coding region runs from base 280 to 5082 and encodes 1600 amino acids. The record is from RefSeq and is a predicted model, not a curated record. Gene Ontology annotation, molecular function: histone binding. The transcript is spliced from 7 exons.
CGAGUGCAAGUGUGCAGUAGAAAACGCGACUCGAUAAAGUGAACGACGCCGGGAGUGUGAAAGCGAAGCCGCCACGGGUAGCUGGGAAAGGAAGAAGAAGCAGCAGCAGCAGCAGCGGUGGUUUCUGUUAGAGUGCUAGUGUGCGUGUAUGGUCUCGGUGCGUGCGUCUGUGAUUGCGCGUGUGUUAGUGAGUGUUGGUCGUAUUCGCGAGAAGAACUUUACCAACGGUGGAAAACGCAUUGAACGAAACAUCCAAGCAGCAGCAGCCCGGAAACAGAAAUGGAUCUUGGCGGUACGGCGAAGGCGGCGACGGUGGCCUCUCCGGAGUCCACGGUUGCUGUAGUUGAAAAAGCAUGCCCUGCUACGGAUGUGGCUGAAAAGCCCGCAGCAUCUGGCAAAAACGGUUCGGUACCAGACUCCAGUGCUGAUUCGACGAAGGAUUCCGCUUGUGUAGUGGCGGAUUCACCCGGGAAGCCUAAAGAAGUUUCCAAGGAGCCACUAUCAUCGCCCUCUCCCAUGAAAGCAUCCGAUGAUGUGGUGAGCGGAUCAAACAGCACAGCAGAAGUUGUAAAAAGUCCCUCAAAACAACCUGCCGUAACAACCAGCACAUCCAGCGAAAAGUCACAACCAGAAAGUGAGCCUGGCCGAACCGAUAAACCAGCCCCGCAGCACCAGGAUCAGAUCGACGAAGAUGAUGAGUUGUUGAAGCGGAUGGAAGCAAUAGAAAAGGGGGAGGAUUUGGACGCGAUUCCAGAAGAUGCAAAUCAUCAGAACGGUACGCUAGAGAAGACACCCGAGAAAAAGGAUUCCACCGCAAAGACAAUGGAUGUCGGUAGUGUAGGUGCUGAGAAAGCGAUGGCGUCGCCAUCGGUGGAUGCAUCAGUGGGAAAGCCAUCCGAAACGGAUGCGGUGGUAAAUCCGGCCUGUAAACGAAAACAUCCUAGCACCGUAGAGGAAGAAGUCGAACCACAGGUGAAAAAGGUGCACAUCGCUGACGUGACGGAUGGUCCCGCCGAGUCGAAAGCGACCGCCAGCUCGGAAAGACAACAUUCUCCCGCUAAACAACCGACAAGCGGCCAAGCAUCGGCGGAACCACCUGGGCCUUCCGAACCUGACGCACAGCUGAAGGAAGAGAAACCACCGUCCGUUGAAAAGAUGGAGGUUGACGGAUCGCCGGAACCGGAAGCUUCAUCACCGAAGGACGUGGAACUGCUGCCCGAUACGGAACCGGAUGCGAUGGAUGAGAAAUCGGAAGAAAUAAGCUCGUCGGUCGUUGAAGAACCGAUGCGUCAGGAUGGAGAAUCGGCCGAAAGCUCGAACAAAACCGACAACUCGAAUGUAUCGAGCUCGGACGACAAACGCGAGGGUACGUCGAGGACGACGAGCGAAAAUCCUAAACCUCCGGAUAGUGAAGUUUCCGCGUCAGUUCUUCCAACGCCCUCGGGAGACGAAGCUAUGGAUGUGGAUGAAGAUGAGAAUGAUGUAGCCGAAAGUAGCAGCAGUACCGUACCUACACCUGUCGCUUCGGUUCCUGUACCGGUAGUGGAACCUCCGUGUGUGAAAAAGGUUGCGUAUCUGUGCGGUGAAGAAGAUGUGAAAGAGGCAGACGAAAAAGAUGCCGUUGUGUCGACUGUUGCGAAGUCAACUGCGUCCUCUACCGCCUCAUCUUCAACGGCACCAGCAAAGGAGACUUCCGAGAGAAUGGAUGUGGACUCAGCGCUAAAAGCAUCGUCGAGCAGAAGUGUUGCGGUUGCUAAACCGGUUGCUGCCGAACCUGAGGAUGUGGUGGACAGUAGCAACAUUGUCACGACUGUCCCGAAAACUGCGGUAGAGUCGGUGGAGAAAUCUUUGGAAUCGGUCAAAGUCCCAGCGGAAGAGGACAGUAUCGUUGAAAGCUCGCAACCAUCAUCCAGCAGCGACACGAAGAAAAAACAAUUGACCGAACCACUUCGCGAAGCGGUGCACCGGAAUGCUCUGCUGGCAAAGGCAACCAGCACACCGAAUCAAACCACAGCCGAGUUAACGACACCGUCGUCCUCCAACCCUUCAACACCGAAAUCGCUUAAUAAUCCGGUAACGACAUCCGCCGUCAGCUCGUCCAACGUUUACAGUUCCACCCCGAUCCAUUCGAAUUUUGGAAAGGUGGUAAGCUCGGGAAAUGUGAGCAAAAUCACGAAUCCACCAUCAUCGAUAGAAAGUAGCAGAAUAGAGGCGGAUGAAACAACGACGGCACUGACCACCACCACCACUACUACGAGUUCGAUGAAUGUGACGGAUACGGAGGAAAAGAGUGCUGCAGGACACACGACAUCGCCGGCAACGAAAAGUUUGCCUUCGACUUCUGAUACGGCCUCCUCGCAAACGACGACAGCAUCGGCAGCAACAUCUGACUCGUCCGCCAAAAGCUCUGCUUCAACCAAGAAGGAGUUGCGGCACGAAGAUUCCAGCAGUUCAUCGAAGGGUAGCCUGAAGAUAUCGGGUGAUGUUUCCGAAGUAGAUUCAUGCACAGCUUCCGGAAUGAACACCGCGGAAGAGAUCAAUUUGUAUGUGAGCAACGCUCGAAAGCUAAACGGGAUUUCCUCCACCUCGGAUGGAUCUGAACUGGACGCUAAAGACGAUAUGACCAAAUCGCUCGUAUCCGUCAAGCGAGAGGAUGACGGCAAACCCAGCAUCAGCUCGAUAAAGCUAGAUCUUUCCCGUGCCAUAUCGCCUACGACCUCGGCCGAACAGCAGUACGAAGUGAGCGUAUGGUACGAAGGCAAAGAACUGCAAUUUAUGUCGGUGGAACGAAUUCACGGCGGCGGUGGUGUAAAAGCUACCGAUCCGUCUGCUACUACGGCCGCCGACACUGUCACACACGAUGCGUCCAACAUCGAUUCCUCCUCAAAGCAAUCAUCCACGGCCACGACGAACGGUAGUGUGAGUAGUAUAGGACCGUUCACACUUCCCGGAACGCAGGCAGCAGCGAACGCGACGCAAUCGUCCGACAGUAGCUCUUCGUCGUCGCCGUCGUCGGGCGUUACCGUAACUGGGGUAAAGUCGGCACAUUCCAUCACGGUGCCUCAAAUGAAGCAAACGGUACUGGGACCGAAAGCGCUGUGCGAUUUGGUAAUUGAAGAGUUUAAGAAGCUGAGACGAACCUUUGCCCCGGACGAUACCAUCGCGGCAGACGAUGAUGAUGGUAGCAGUGCGCAUUUGCUAAAGAGUCCCAAAACCCCAUACGGUGGGCGGGGGGUUCGCAAAGAAAGUGCGAAGAAAAGUGGUGGUCCGCGCGGUCAGAAGCGAUCGAAGGCGGCCGAUAGUGAGGAGGAGGAUGAUGAUGGAGGGAAUGAAGCACGCACACCUCGCUCCUCAGCAGGAUCCGCCUCGAAGCAAGUGACCAAACGCUCGAAAGUGGUUAAUAACGAGUCGCCGGUAGCCAGCUCGAGCUCAGCACCAAAAGCAAAAGCUGCUACGCAGGCAACCGAACCGAAGCAAUUUGAUAUUUGCUGUCUGGCUCGGUGGACCGAUCGCAAGUACUAUGCCGGACGGGUGACCAACUACCGGGAGGAUAAUAAGUACGUGGUGGUGUUUGAGGACGGUUGCUCGAAAACGCUGUCGCGUGACAUCAUCGUGUUCGGGGAGGAUGGCGUGCUGCCGAUCCAGCAUCACUCGAUUCACGCGCUCACCGGUGGCGACACGUACGAACCUGCCAUUGUGGAGGAGAUCAAGCGAAACGAGGCCAACGAGGUGGUGUACGGUGUCCGGACGGCAUCGAGCACGCUCGAGGUAACGGCCACCGAUAUCUAUCUCACCGACGAGCAGGCAAAGUGGAUCCACAAUGCGUGCAAGGACAAACCGGACCCGAUCCAAAAGUUGCUACAAUCGGGAUCGGGUGCUACGGGUGCUGCGGGAGGAGGUGUAGGAGAUGCGACUGGUGGUAAUGUGGGAAGCGGGCCGGAAGGAAAUCCAUCGCUGGUGGCAUCUGGCGAUACGGCCACAGAAGCCGGUGAGAAAGGCGCCCGUUCUACGCGCAGUAAACGUGGUGGUGCCGGAGCACACGACAAGUCGAUCGGAUCGACCACACCGGAAGCGGGUUAUUCUGGAGGAGUUGGUAAAAAAGGACGUCGUGGACGAAGAAAACAACUUCCACCGCCCGAACCAAACAUAUCGGAAUGUAGCGACGUGUCGGACACGUACGAAGAGGAAACACCUGCACCAACCAGCCCCGAAACGGGCCUUGAUGCGGUCGAUGGUGUACAGCCGGAAUUGCAGCGUAACGAGCAGGAAUCGGAGCUGACCAGAAUGAACAUUGUGUCCGAAUACUUUGGGAGCGGUGUGAACAAUUCACUCGACCAGCUGCUCGGACCGAUACCGGUGGAUGCGAAAACCCUCUUCCGGAAUAAACACUUUCUACUGUCCUGUACCGUCCCGUCGAAGGGUAUUGCGGCAACCGCAAAACAGUUCUCCAAUACACCCUUCAUAAAGCAGCACUUACGGCGCCAGAUUGAAGCUGGCGGUGGUAAGGUGUAUCAGUUCUUCGAGGAUGUUCCGAAGAACAAGUACAAACAGUGCAAGCUGAUCGCACCACGUCCUUCGACUACUGCAAUGUAUGUGCAGUGUUUGGCAAGCGACAUUGUGGCCGUUUCGCAUGAAUGGAUCAUACAAUGCUGUCAGGUGCUGAUGAUUGUCGAUUACAAACCGUACGUUCUGCCAGCCGGCUGGUCCUUCCUGGAGAACCGUUUCAUCGAAUGGAGCAGCGGCCGGGCAAAGGACAAAAGGACCUCGGUCACACCGUUCGCAUCGGUGUGCAUUAACGUAGCUAGCCUGUGUAAGGAUUUCAACGACUUUUGGAGCCGGGUCUGUAAGCUGGCCGGUGGUACAGUGCGCCUAAUCAAGACUGAGUCUGAUAUUACCGACAAUCUGACGGGAUAUCUUUUAACCGAUCAAGCAUUUCCCGAGGAAAUCAAAAUCAAAGCUGCCCGCACCGGGCUUCUCGUCGUGUCGACGGUUUGGGUGGUGCAGUGCUUAAUACUGGGCCGGGUUUGUCAUCCGAAAACGAACGAAAAGCUCACCCAAAUCUAUCAGGAAGAAGAUUAUUAGGUGUA